Candidozyma haemuli is the source of this 1338-nucleotide messenger RNA. It is a transcript of the gene ERG9, whose product is annotated as bifunctional farnesyl-diphosphate farnesyltransferase/squalene synthase. The transcript has a single exon. NCBI's taxonomy places the organism in Eukaryota, Fungi, Ascomycota, Pichiomycetes, Serinales, Metschnikowiaceae. Gene Ontology annotation, molecular function: squalene synthase [NAD(P)H] activity. The coding region runs from base 1 to 1338 and encodes 445 amino acids. Gene Ontology annotation, biological process: ergosterol biosynthetic process; farnesyl diphosphate metabolic process. The record is from RefSeq and is a predicted model, not a curated record. Gene Ontology annotation, cellular component: endoplasmic reticulum membrane.
AUGGGAAAACUCGUUCAAUUGCUUUCACAUCCUACUGAGCUCAAGGCUGUCGUACAGCUCAAGGUGUUCAAGGAAUCCACUCAUCCUCAUGACCUUUCAGAAGCUCCCCAGUCGUUGAAACGUUGCUACGAGCUUUUGGACCUUACGUCCCGUUCGUUCGCUGCGGUUAUCAAAGAAUUGCAUCCUGAGUUACGUGAUUCCACUAUGAUCUUUUACUUGGUGCUAAGGGCUUUGGACACCGUUGAAGAUGACAUGACAAUCGACCCACACGAAAAGGUGCCGUUAUUGAGGGAGUUCCAUGAAAAGCUUAACACAAAGGACUGGACGUUCACGGGAAGCGGGCCUGACGAGAAGGACAGAGCGGUGUUGGUGGAGUUUGAUGUUAUUUUGACCGAGUACCAUAAGUUGAAGCCAGAGCACCAGGACAUUGUGAAGAAAAUCACUCGUAAAAUGGGUAACGGUAUGGCUGAUUAUAUUGUGGAUGAAAACUUCAACACCAACGGUGUGGCCACGGUGGCCGACUUUGACUUGUACUGUCACUACGUGGCUGGCUUGGUCGGUGAAGGCUUGUCUGACUUGAUGGUUUUGGCCGGGUUUGCCGAUGCCCAAGUGCAAGCUGACGACUAUGCUUUAUCCGAGAGCAUGGGAUUGUUCUUGCAAAAAACAAACAUUAUCAGAGACUACCACGAGGACUUGGAAGACGGACGGUCGUUCUACCCAAGAGACGUGUGGUCCAAGUACACUGAGGCGUUGCCCAACUUCCACAAGAACAUCAACGAAAGAGAAGCAGGUGUGCAUUGCAUCAACGAUUUGGUGUUGAAUGCGUUGGGCCACGUUACGGACGUUUUGACAUACUUAUCGUUGAUCACAGAGUCUACGAGUUUCAAUUUCUGUGCCAUUCCCCAAGUGAUGGCCAUUGCCACGUUGGCAGAGAUCUUCAACAACACAGAAGUGUUGGAACGCAACGUCAAGAUCAGAAAGGGAACCACAUGUAAGCUUAUUCUCAACUCGAGGACGCUCCCAGACGUGGUGAAGAUCUUUAGGCACUACGUUCGUGUGAUCAACCAGAAGCUGGAUGUCAGAGACCCAAACUACUUGAAAAUCGGCAUCAAGCUUGGUGAAAUCGAACAGUUUUGCGAGGAAAUGUACCCCAGCCCUGGCGCCAUCCCCCAUGGUGUGACCAAGGCUCCUAAGCCUAUCGCAGAGAACAUUUUAAGAAGAGGCGACUUUGAUAUGACAAUCGCCAAACAAGUCAGUUCCGAAAGCGCCAUGUGUGAUAUGUCGCUCGUUGCCGCCUUGAUUGCCCUUGUCAGUAUCAUUCGCUGGUUCCUCAACUAA